Messenger RNA from Frieseomelitta varia, 4970 nucleotides. RefSeq names its product ras-related protein Rab-8A (gene RabX4). The transcript is spliced from 6 exons. Gene Ontology annotation, molecular function: GTP binding; GTPase activity. The coding region runs from base 277 to 927 and encodes 216 amino acids. The record is from RefSeq and is a predicted model, not a curated record. Lineage: Eukaryota; Metazoa; Arthropoda; Insecta; Hymenoptera; Apidae.
GUAAGAAUGGAAACAUUAUUUUGUAGUUGUCACUGAACGUAUUUGUGCCAAUUUCAAUAUUUUUUACAUAGUGUCAUGUUAAUAUAAAGAGGUCGUCGCGCAUGAGCGGCGAAAAGUUGCAAUUGCGAGAGGAGUGGAGUUGCGAUUGCGAGAGGGAGAGCGGCAUGGAGAAAAGCGCAGGCUUCGAAUCGAUCCUCCACCCCCAAGUAUUCAAAGAACAACCGCCGGCCGACGACUCUCUUCUCAACUCAACAACAGUUCAAUUCGAAAGCAAACAUGGCGCUCGAUUUUGCAGCCACUUACAAGGUUCUGGUGUUGGGUGAUUCGAACGUUGGGAAAACUUGCAUCGUGCACCGUUAUUGUGACGAACGUUACUACGAUACUUAUAUAUCAACGAUAGGUAUCGAUUUCAAACAAAAAAUAAUUAACCUGGAUGGAACGCCAAUUAAGCUUCAAAUUUGGGAUACUGCUGGUCAAGAGCGAUUCAGAGCGCUAACAACAGCUUAUUAUCGCGGUGCUAUGGGUAUUCUUCUCAUGUAUGACGUCACUAGCUUAGAAAGUUUUAAUCAUUUAUCCUACUGGCUACGAAAUAUUCAAGAAAACGCCUCGCCGGAUGUGGUGAAGGUAGUUGCGGCCAACAAAUGUGACGUUACCGCGCACAGGGCUGUUGACGCAGAAAGGGGGCAGAAAAUAGCUGAGAAUUUUGAUAUGCCUUUCUUCGAAGUAUCUUGUAAGGAAAACAUAAACAUCGAGGAAGCUUUCCUCACUUUAGCUAGAAGAAUACGAGAGCAACGAGGACGUCGGGCGAGUCUGUUCGAAGCUUCCGAAAGGGAAGGGGCCAACAACAUAGUUAUGACUGAAGAACCGUCUCACGUCUCAGUUUCCGCUUCCGUCACCUCUGGCGAGGCUUGGAGGUGCACGUGUUAGUUUCUAUAAUUGUGAAGGAUACUAUCGAGAUAUGCUUCGAGUGUCGGUAGAUACGAGGUAUUUGGUCCGAACAAGAUUUUAUCUUUCGCGGUUGCGCACAAGAAAAAAAAAAAAAGAGGAAAAAGUAUUUACACCAUUUCUACAUGUAAAUGUAGAAUAAACUCUGGCAAAAGUUCGUGAUAAUUUUAAGAAUUUUUCUAUCAACUGUUGAUAUUCGUAUAUUCUAUAAAUGAACCAAGGAUGUAAUGAUAAGACGAAGAUAAUGUUACAUCAAAUUACCAGAUAUAUUAAAUUAAAUAAAUACAAAAUUGAGUUUCUAGAAAAUAUUUUAAAUAUCCUGUGAUAUAAUUUGAACAAAAUGUGAUAUAUUUGCUAGUUACUUAGAUAUUAGUCGAUUAGUUUGUAAUUGUUUCACUUGUUAUCAUACAAGCUACGUCUAAUUCAUUUUCACACGAGAUACUCUGUAUAGGUAUAUUUGGAUUUCAUUACCGUAGCUCAUGCCAUCUGUUUCUGGACGAUACAUUGACAUCUGUGCUAUCAAUCAAAAUUAAAAACUCGUUUUAUUGAUACUUAUUGUUAGUAGUUUCCGCAAUAAUAAAUAUGUCUGAAACAUGUAAUGGAAAUAAAUAAUGGUACUGCGAGUUAAAUUAUCCGAGGCGAAUGAAGAAAUAUCACGAACUAAGCAGAGCUUAUUUUACAGAGGAAUUUGUCGAGUAAAAUUCUACGAGAGGCACGCGCCUCGCAAAGGCAAGGAAGGAAGAGAUUUUUGUAUGGAAAAAGAGGUAAAGAUAUUACAUGUACGUCUACGAUGUUGCUAUCUACAAUGACACUUGUCAUGAAUAUUCCAAAACAUAUUGCAAAUAUUAUCGUGAGUUUUGCACCAUUUUCUAAUGGUUUUAAAGGCCCUGGACAAAUUCAACAGUUCGUUGAACGCACAUAACGUUCGCGUGUUAAUGUACAAUAACACGCAUGUUAAACAAGUAGAGCAACGCAAAUCGUAUACAUAAUAACAGCACAAUUGUAUUCUAUGCUAAGCGUUAUUGCUAAAAUGAGAGAGAAAGACUCGUACUUUACAUCUAACGUUGCGAGAAUUUCACGUGGCGUACUAACACACAAGCUGAAUAUUUCAUUUUCGACGUUAUUGAAACAGCUACAAAUUAACAUUAAUAUACAUAUAAAAAUGAAUGUCUAUUUACAAUAUUUGCAAUCGCAAUGAACAAUGAACAUCUUGACGUGGUUCACUAUUGUGAAUCGUCGAGGGACAAUUUUGAAAGUGGUAGAUAAUGAAAUUUACAUAUGACUAUUUAGAUUUUAAAAAAAAAGAAAUGAAACGAAAUGAGAUUCUGGUAUGUCGUGAGACGCGACUGUUUCUUGCGGGAGGAAAUAUAAGAAACAUCAAUUAAGCUUUAUAAUAACCAAUUAACGUUCAUGUAAAAUUAAAGAGGCUGAUUGCAUAUAAUAGAUUUUACGAUAGGUGUAUGAUGUUCGUACUAACCAGCGAAACAUACGGUGCAACUGUACAAGAAACAUUUUAUAAAAAUUUUAAACUCGAUCGUAUUAUGAAAUAUACCGUGUUACAAUUUGCUUGUUAGCAAUAAUUUUGCACAACUGUACUCGUAAGUUUUACUCGAACUAACUGCUGAUUCUUUACAACGUAAUCGUCGUUUCAAAAGUUUUCAGACUUUUUUUUUUUUUCUUUUUUCUUCUCUUCAUUCAUGUCGGUACAAAUGAGUAUCCAGAAAAGCGGAAAAUCGCGCGUGGAAACUUGUCAAAUUUUUAUUUUAUCUAAUUUAACGACUUUUCCUUCGAUUAACCCUCGGAUGUGAUAAACAGUAACAUUAUUUUCUAAUUUGACGAAGAUCAAAGCUAUCGAAAGCUGUAUCAAACACACUGUAAUUUCGAAAAUUACAAAAUUGAAUUUUGCCAAUGUACAUCCUUUCUUACUGAGACGUUGGAAUAUACCGCGUGAAAUUUCUUGAUUUCAUUCGUAACUUAAGCCCUAAAUGGCUUAAUCACAAUCAACCGAGGGUCGAAUCGUUAUUUAUUUUCAACAAAUUUAAUAUCGGAUACUACAAGCAGUACAAACACUUACAAUUAGAUAAACUCGCUUAACGUUCGCGUAAGGCCUAAAGAAACAGAUAUCGAUGUUACACUGAUGCAGCAUCUUUCUGUUGCUUCGAGCAUUUAGAUACUCUUAUUCACGUGAGAUGAUACUUCGUUCAAGCGCAAUAUCGCAAUUGCCAUCAUAAAAUGGCACACGUGCAAAAGAGACGAGAACACUACCAACACUAUUAACCGAGGACCAUUGCUUUUCCAUUAUUGGAGAAGCGUGCGUGAUUUGCAAUUGCAUCAAAAUCGUUUGACAUACAGAUACUUCUGUACGUUUAUAGAUUUGAUUUCAGAAAGAACUUGGAAUUAAUUUAACACAGAAAUAUUAAUUUAUAGAAAUAAAUUUUGAGAAUUUUAUAUUUAUGGGAAUAAAUUUUUUUUUUUUUCUUUUUUGAGAAGUUGAACUAUUAUAUAUACAAGGCGUCAUGUAACUGGUGAUACAAGCGGGAAGGUAAUGAUUCUACAUGAGAAUAUAGAAUAAAAUUUUUUCAUACGAAGCUUUGUUUCCGAGAAAAAUGGCUUUGAAAGUUUAUCGAGCACGCGUGCACUCGAUCCAAGAUUCAACUCAACGGAUUUCAUUAUUAUCUCUACUAACAUUUGUGAACAUUCCUAAUGUUCGUACGCGAUACGGGCCUAGAAUGUCUACUUUUCACAAAUUUUUUUUCAGUUUGAAAAUUAUUGGAAACGAUGUCCACGUUGUUGCAUGCAUAACUGUGCUCCUCUUAUUAAAUUGCUACGAACAUUUUCUAAUGUGUUAUUUUUCAGUUUCAAUGUCGCAAACGCUAUAAUAAUCUUUUCUUUUAAUUGUUCAACGUUAUUGUUCGCUAUGUCGCUAGAAUACACCAUAGAUUUAACAUGACCCCAUAAGUAAAAAUUCAACAGCGACAAGUCGACCGCGGCCGAUCCAAUAUUGGCAGUUUUCGUUUGAAAAGAAUUUCUCAAUUUCACGACUGAAAUGCGAUGGUACUCCAUCUUGUUGGUAGAUUAAAUUUCUUCGAGUUUCAAGAGGAACGUCUUCCAAUAAUUGAGUUGAAUCUUAAUCAAGUGUACGCAUACUCGACAAAAACAUUCAAAGCUACUUUUCUCGGAAACAAAGCUUUGUAUGGAAAAAUUUUGUUCCAAUUACAAUUUUUUAUUCAAUUUCUCACGUAGAAUCACCACCUUCCCAUCAGUUACAUAACACCCUAUAUGUAUAUAAAAACCAUAAUAAGUACUUUUGCAACUAACGAAAGAAUAGAGAUUAAUUGAAAAUGUUCAUUAAGUGAAUGCGAAGUUCGUCUGUGUGUCAAGGAGAUCGCAUGCGGAAAUCACGUGAUAUUGACUUUCGAUUAAUGCGCUUUGAUAAUCACUUUGAAAACACCCGGCGGAUCCGAUUUGUAGAGUUAACAAUUAAAUAAUGUAUAGGAGGUAGUAUCGACACAAGCGUGGUCAAGUGUGUCGUUGCUUCGAUGGCAAACGUGCGAAAGCACAAAAUGCACUUUACGGUUCGCAAUCGAUCGUUAAAACGUGUGUACGUAAAUUUAUGCACGCAGAUAACGAGGAGGAAUGACAUUGGACAAUGUUAACGCGACUCGUUCGAGAUCGAGGGGGGAAUUGUAUUAUUGUACGCGGCAUAGCAAAGAUAUUCAUAUAAAUGAUAGAAUUAUAUGAUAUAUUUUAGAGCGAUGCAUCAACGCAUUAGUAAUCAAUAUAGAUGCACGAUAAUAGCACGUGCAGGUAUUGCACAAUUAAUUCCGUAGGUAACAUAGAUAAACAGUCAUUGUCUUGACGUAUGACCAUUAUAUUCCUCGUUUAUGGUGGCAAAAAAAAAAAAAAAAAGAAAAAUAAACAAAAUAAAGCCUUCAUUAUGCCUAUCGACAAUUAAAUAAAGAAAGAAAUGUAAUGAAAUAUAGAGAAACGAAGACUUGAACUCGCGUGGAAACAAAUAUCACGGA